Paramormyrops kingsleyae is the source of this 1602-nucleotide messenger RNA. RefSeq names its product kelch domain-containing protein 1. The record is from RefSeq and is a predicted model, not a curated record. Lineage: Eukaryota; Metazoa; Chordata; Actinopteri; Osteoglossiformes; Mormyridae. Gene Ontology annotation, molecular function: protein binding.
GAGGCCCUCCCCUCGCUGUUUUCAGCUGUCAUACUGUAACAUAUUUAUGUUUGUCAUAGGCGAGCGGUUAGGCGCUGCACUGGCGCUGCGAUGCGUCUCCGAUCUCCCCGCAAUCACGUCCGGAUCGGAUUAGAGCCAUGGAUGUGACAGGCGAGCCGCACGGCACCGAACUCGUGGCCCGGGAGCGGAGCGGCCACACGGCUCUGCUGGAAGGAGGCUUUCUGUAUGUGUGGGGGGGUUACGUGGCAGUUGGUGAUGAUGAAGUUUUCCUCCCCAGUGAUGAGAUCUGGCUGUAUGACACGCAGAGUGCUUUAUGGCAGACACACAGGAUGGAGGGGGAGAUUCCGCCGCCCAUGUCAGGCACCUGUGGCAGCUCUCUCAAUGGUCACAUGUACAUUUUUGGAGGCUGUGAUGACCAUGGCCACACCAAUCAGAUUUACUACGUCAAUCUUCUGGAUGGAAAAUACACGUGGAGGAAAGUAACGAACAGCAAAGGGCUAUCUCCCACACCACGGGAUAAGCUGUCCUGCUGGGUGCAUGAUGACAGGCUCAUCUACUUCGGUGGAUAUGGCCACAAGCGACUGGGAGAGAUCAAUGAUUCCAAGAGCUUCAUUGUGGAUGAGGCAUCCUGGGUAGAGGAAGUGUUCUGGGGUUGGAAUAACGAAGUCCAUGUUUUUGACUCGAGGACAAACACUUGGAGCGAACCUCCCACUCAGGGUAUUCUACCUGCUCCGAGGGCUGCCCAUGCGAGUGCCACCCUGGGCAACAAAGGCUACAUAUGCGGGGGCAGAGUGGUGGAGACCAGGAGAUGCGACAUCCACUGCCUGGAUCUUGAGUCUUGGACAUGGACAGAAGUUAUACCUACGUCUACAAUUCCCAUCGGACGUUCAUGGCACACUCUGACCGCCGUGUCCGACAGCACCUUGUUCCUCUUCGGUGGGCUAAGCGUGAACUGUGAGCCACUCAGUGAUGGAUGGACCUUCAACAUCCAGACCAAGGAGUGGAAGGAGCUGGAACACAAGCACAAGAACAAACCAAGGUUGUGGCACACAGCAUGUCUGGGGAAGGACUCUGACGUCAUUGUGUUUGGAGGGAGUCAGGACUACAUCCUGUUAGUGGACAAAGGCCACUGCAAUGAUGCACUUGUUUUCCAAACACAGCCAUACUCCCUGCAGAGACUUUGUGAAGACUGCAUUGGCAGGAAUGCGAGGAUGCUACAGACCCAGCUGUCACUGUUACCUUCAAAGCUAAUGCAGAUCAUCCAGAAGAGGAUUUCCUUUUUCAGAAUUGCUAAAAGAAAGUCAGGAAAACGUACAGGCUAGGUAAUGGUUACACAACAGUGGAUGUCUAUAAGGAUUCAUAUGCUGGUGUUUUAUAUACUUUACUAAAAUGCUCCUUAUUGACUUUAUCAUAAUUUAAGUAACUUGCAAAGUUUAAUGAACAAGUUAUGUAUAAAAUGUAUGCAAUGUAAUAUUGCAUAUUUUUCAUUUUUUAAAUUACACUGCCAAUGUUUAGAUUUGCAACUUGUAUAAAUUAUACUUUGUAUGCUUAUACAUUGUUAAACGUGUUUUCAACAAAUAAAGAUGCCUCUCAACAAAGCUA